GAUGAAAUUAAUAAAAAAGGAAGAACCUGAAGAUGAAGAUGAUGAUGAUUUCUUCUGUCAUCAUACUGAUGGAAUUUCAGGUGAAGCGUCUUUAAUCCCUGUGGAACUCGUCCUCUCUGAGGUGCACCCACAGCGUGGAGGUUUCCAGAUGAAGCCUGUGAAGAAGGAGGAAGAUGAACUCAAACUGAGCAUCGAUUCCUCGUGUCCACGUUCCUCUACAACCCAAAAUCACCUCCACAAUCACAGUGACGAAGAUGAUGCGCUGGUGAAAUCUGAGACUGAACAUGAGGAUCUGACGCCCACCAGAAGCUCCAGUAAUCAGCAAACGUCCUCUGGUACUGUCAGCAUUAACACCUCUCUCAGUCCCACACAGGAAGAAGGAAACGUCUGCUCACAGUGUGGGAAGAGCUUCAGUACCCGGAGUUAUCUCAAAAUACACCAGCGCGUUCACACAGGAGAAAAACCGUAUCAGUGCUCACAGUGUGGGAAGAGCUUCAGUUGUCUGCGAACUCUCAAAAUACACCAGCGCAUUCACACCGGAGAGAAACCGUAUCAGUGCUCACAGUGUACAAAGAGUUUCAAUCAGCAUAGUAGUCUUAGAAACCACCAGCGCAUUCACACUGGAGAGAAACCGUAUCAGUGCUCACAAUGUGGAAAGAGUUUUCAUCAACAGAGUAAUCUUAAAAUACACCAGCGCAUUCACACUGGAGUGAAACCGUAUCAGUGCUCACAGUGUGGAAAAAGUUUUAAUAAACUGAGUAGUCUUAGAAACCACCAGCGCAUUCACACUGAAGAAAAACCCUAUCAGUGCUCAGAGUGUGGAAAGAGUUUUAAUCAACACAUUGUUCUCAAAAUGCACCAGUGCAUUCACACUGGAGAGAAACCAUAUCAGUGCUCACAGUGUGAGAAAAAUUUUAAUGAUCAGAGUCAUCUCAAAAGACACCAGCACAUUCACACUGGAGAGAAACCGUAUCAGUGUUCACAGUGUGGAAAGAGUUUUAAUCAACAGAGUAAUCUCACAAAACACCAGCACAUUCACACUGGAGAGAAACCCUAUCAGUGCUCACAGUGUGGGAAGAGUUUUAAUCAACAGAGUAAUCUCACAAAACACCAGCACAUUCACACAGGAUUGAAACCAUAUCAGUGUUCACAGUGUGGGAAGAGUUUUAAUCAACCAAGUCAUCUCACAAAACACCAGCGCAUUCACACUGGAGAGAAACCGUAUUUGAAAAGAGAAAAUAGUUUUGAUGAAUAGAGUAUUUUUAAAGUACACUAGCGCAUUCACACAGGAGAGAAUGCGUAUCGGUGCUCACAGUGUGAGGAGAGUUGUAAUACACACAGUCGUCUAAAAUGAACGAGUGGCAGCUCAGCAGUUAUGAGGAAAAUGGGCUGGAAAUCUAAAGGCUCAAGCUGGUUCAAACCUCAGCAAUGCCACAUUGGCACUGUGGGGCCCCUGAUCAAGGCCCUUUAUCCUAUAUAUCAAUGUAAAUGAUAAUAUUUUGCUGUAUUCUGCUGCUUAGCAACAUGGUUACCAAGGGUAACCAGAGGAUUUAAUUUUACAUCCUGUUAGAUUAGAGUUAGAAAUGUUACUCCAGAACUUCUUAUUGGUGCAGUUGAUGUUUGUUUGAUGCCGGUUGUUGAUCCAGGACGUUUUGGACCCUGCCGAAGCCCCUGCUGUUAUUAAAACGAGGCGUGGCUGGACAUGAUCGGGUCUGUGUGUGUGAAGCCUCCUCUGAUUGGAAGCUCAGCUCAGCGUCUGUAUUAUUAAGUCGGUGUUUUUGUGGAAGAACUUUGUAAGAAUGUUGUUAGAAGAUCAUUUUAGAGCAAAAUAAAUACAAAACGACCCCAAGCAGAGAGCGUCUUCAUUUCUUUCAUGAUCUGUGUAACUUGUGCUGGAACAUGAUAGAACCCUGAGCCACCAUCAGGACAGACUGGUGAACAUGAUCCGUCUCUCUGCCAGUGCACAUCUGUUCAUAUUUACAUCUGAGAUCACUCUCAUCAUAGUUUAUUAUAUCACAUCUACACUCGAUUAUACAUCUUUAUUCAUUUAGCUACAUCGUCUUGUACUGUAAUAUUUAUUUUCUUUAAUACUUUUUUACUUUAAUUUACUGUAAUGAACCUCGAGCUGCUGUAAUAUCUGACUUUGUCUCUUUGGGAUGAAUAAAGUGAUCUGUCUGUCUCUUU
Messenger RNA from Trichomycterus rosablanca, 2184 nucleotides. RefSeq names its product zinc finger protein 501-like. The record is from RefSeq and is a predicted model, not a curated record. NCBI's taxonomy places the organism in Eukaryota, Metazoa, Chordata, Actinopteri, Siluriformes, Trichomycteridae. Gene Ontology annotation, biological process: regulation of transcription by RNA polymerase II. The coding region runs from base 2 to 1255 and encodes 417 amino acids. Gene Ontology annotation, molecular function: DNA-binding transcription factor activity; RNA polymerase II cis-regulatory region sequence-specific DNA binding. The transcript is spliced from 2 exons.